AAGCUUGGCUCGCGAGGUUGUUGGCGCGCAUAAAAACGGACUAGAGGAAGAAUCAAUUCCCACCCACAUCGCCACUGAAGGCACGCCAGCCCGUGUGUCUGUGUGUUUUUUUACCCGGCUCCGCCUUGUAAACAAAAAUAACUUUGCUUGUGGUGGUGGUGGUGGUGUAUCAACCCCCAAUAGCCGCAACGGCAACGAAGGCAACUACAAAGCUCGAGUGGCAAGGGCAAUACAGCCACGACAGCCAGCCAACCAAGUUUUUCGGGGUGGCAGACAGUUUGGCAAACAAGCUGUGAAUUCGUCUUUAAAAGCCCAUUAAUAUUUUGGAGCAAAAAAGUACUCGUAAAACCGCAACAAAAAUCACCAUUCGUAACUGUAUCUGUGUGUCUGUGUUUUUAUUUCUAACGUGGACGUAUCUUCGCAUUUAAAAUGAGCGAUGCAAGCGGCUAUCAGAAGCUGCCCCCGGGUUGGGACUGCAAAUACGAUCAGACAACGGGAAAUUGCUAUUAUAUAAACUAUCUGACAAAGGCCAUGCAGCUGGAGGAUCCGCGCGGACGCAGUUACAAGCAGCUGCAGAACGAACGCUGCUCCACCGAGUCGAUAGCCUUGCAGCAAAUGGUCAGUACGGCAGCGACCUCCUCGCACAACAGUUCGCCGUAUCACGUCUAUCCGAGUCACAGUUUGACGGCUGUCAGGGCGUUUCAGGAGCGCGAGCAGUCCACGCUGCAUAAUAUAUCAACGAGUCCACUGCUGUCAGCCUCCUCCAAGGGACAUUUGGAAAUGUCUUCUCCUUUGCCGUUUCAACGCACCCGCCUGGGUGGGAAUAUGUCCAGACGUUCCACCAUUCAGGAGACCUCAUUCACCAAUCAAACCGAAACGGAUGGCGUGGUGGCCAAGAUACAGAACAUGUUCCCCACAGCUGGCGAGAAUCACAUUCGCCUGCUGCUGAAGCGCUACUACAAUCGCGAGGCCGUCGUCAUCAGCGCUUUGCAGGUGGAGAAGCAUCCGGUUACGAUGCCCGGGCCCUUUGUGACGCCACCCGCAGAUCGGCAUCUGUUCCACAGCAAUUCCGCUUUCUAUAUGACACCACCGGCGCGUCGCCUGGACAUGGCGGCUAGUCGAGGCACCUCUCGCACGGCCAGUCCCCUGCCAGGCGGCCGUUUUGGUAGUCUCAUGAGCAUGCAAAGCGGUGGCCACUUGGCCCAAGUCCUGCCCCCGGGUGCUGCUGUGCCGCCAGCUUUGCAUGGAUCUCCGCAGUGGCGCAGUUCGCCCAAGCCGCACUCGUCGCCCAAAAUGAAAUUAAGAUACAUGAAGAACAUUUUUCCCAAGGCGGAUGAAAUGCUGCUGCUGGACAUCCUGGCCAAUGCGGACAACAAUGUGCAGUUUGCCUCGGAGAAACUGAUUUCUUUGGGCUACACGAAGCGCGAGAUGCAACAGCCGCACAAGCCCAACAAUCGUCCACCGGAGCAUCCGAACGGUGAUUUGGUCACGCAGCACAUUCCACUGCGCCCCAAGGUGUACACAGAAGAGGAGAAGGCCAACAUGCAAAAACAGCUGAAGGAAAAGUAUCCACAGAUUGCAGAGCGCAUCAUACUGAUGGCCUUGGAGUCGGUUAACUAUGCCGAGGAUCGGGCCACGCAGAUACUGCAGAUUGUCCAGGACGAGGAUGAGCAACGUGACCAAAAGCAUGUCGCUCCGCAGCCCAAGCAGCUGGAUCUGGCAACGGUCACGGAAAGCGAGCAGGUGGAUGGAGGUCAUGCCGCAGACAGCAUUCUCACGGUGAUUGUGGAGCGAGCACCCACAUCCACAUCUGCCUGUGCACAGAAGCCACCACACAAGCGACACAUUUUGCCAUGCAUCAAUGUCACCACACCGUCGACGGCCACCACACAGAUCAUACUAGAUCAUCGCCAGUACACGCCCACAAUGGAGGCGUACAAGGAAGUGAAGGAGGAGGCCACAAAGCCACUGUCAUCCAUUUCCAGUGCAUCGGCAUCCUCGUCACAUUCAUAUGUCUCACCUGCACAGUCACCCACAUUACAGCCCUGCUACGAACGCCUCACCACCAAGGGUAUGCUGGCUCGAGCAACCAGCGGCGGAGGUGGAGGCUGUGGCUUUGGUAGCUUCAAUCCAACAACAAACACAACAAACAGUUACAACAAUUUGAACAAUAGUAGCAAGAACUACAGCAUCAGCGGCUACCUGCAUGGCAAUACCCCCUGCAAUAGCAAUGCUAGCUCCUAUUCCUCCUAUUCAACAUCAAUGACGUCAUCAUCGCUGGCAUCGGCCAACACCAACUCCAACUCCUCAUCCAUAGCGAAGGCAAUUGAAAGUCGCACGCGCACCAAAACCGAUUCACUGAAACAUCGACAACAGUCCACGACCUUUGGCAACUCCCACAAUUCGGAUUCUUCAGAGUUUCAAUCCAUAAUCGAACGCAUGGCCACGCUGGGUGCCAAUUCGCAGCUCACCAAAGGCGCUGAUGAAAAUCUACUCUUAGCUGACUACGUCACCUGGAAUGGUCCCAAUACCACGCUCAUCCACAAGCAGCCCACGCACGGACCAGAUGCCAGUCUGUUAAGCGAACGCAGCUACAAGACAACUGGCAGAAACUCCGAACUGUGCAAGGGAGCCAAAGCGGGACUGGCCAAGGGCAGCAUCUAUGCUCAGGGCAGCAACAAGAGUCCCAACAUCAAGUGCAACUAGACGGGCGGACAGAACCCUAAGUCUCCUCUAGAGUGCCAAAGGGAGAACAUCAAUAAUCGUAGAAUAAUGCACAGAACCCUCCAGAAAUUCAGACUAAUAUUUUUUAUGUGUCGUGAAACAUUUUCGCUAUACUUGUUCACCACUAACAACACGCUUCAUGAUUAAGUAUAUCCACACACACACCACACCACUCCAAAACACAUUCCAUCCAAGAUCCAAUUAUUUUUUAGUGUAAAAACUUUGUCACUUGGAAAAUAAACUGAGUUUAAAACUA
Drosophila guanche is the source of this 2980-nucleotide messenger RNA. RefSeq lists its product as uncharacterized. The transcript is spliced from 10 exons. Gene Ontology annotation, biological process: negative regulation of organ growth; regulation of hippo signaling; regulation of DNA-templated transcription. The record is from RefSeq and is a predicted model, not a curated record. Bases 430 to 2706 code for a protein of 758 amino acids. Gene Ontology annotation, molecular function: kinase binding; molecular adaptor activity; ubiquitin binding. NCBI's taxonomy places the organism in Eukaryota, Metazoa, Arthropoda, Insecta, Diptera, Drosophilidae. Gene Ontology annotation, cellular component: cytoplasm.